Symbiodinium pilosum is the source of this 209-nucleotide messenger RNA. The record is from the annotation of a GenBank genome assembly. Lineage: Eukaryota; Dinophyceae; Suessiales; Symbiodiniaceae.
GUAACAUGAUCACGCGCUGGUGGGCCUCAAUUCCGGGUAUGUCGGCCCUACACUUUGCUGCAAUGCUGGGACAUGAGCCGCUGACGAAGCUAUUGCUUGACCACGGUGCUGAAAUCUUUCCGAACGAUCGCGGGGACUCACCGGAGGAUUUGGCACGGAUGGGUCAGCACUACCAUCUGCUGCCUCUCUUUUCCACAUUCUCUACGUGA